Messenger RNA from Vicia faba (fava bean), 2280 nucleotides. The record is from the annotation of a GenBank genome assembly. Lineage: Eukaryota; Viridiplantae; Streptophyta; Magnoliopsida; Fabales; Fabaceae.
AUGAAGGGUGAAGGGGACGAACGAAGAAGUGAACGUCAGGUAGAAGUGUCGUCAGAGGAAGAAGGGCAGUUUGUCAGACAUCGGGAAGAGAAAGAAGAAGGUAGAAAACGUGGUGACCGCCGUGGGAGUGACGAGGAAGACCGGCAUCGCCGCAGAGAGAAAGAUCGUGGUGGAGAUUUGGAUUUUGAGCACGAAGAUGACAGGAAGAGGAUUAGGGAUAAGGAUAGGGUUAGGAGACAUAGAGAGGCUGGUAAUGAGAAAGAGAAGGAUAGCCGUCGUAGGUACAAAGAGGAUUCAGAUGAUGGGAAGAGAAUUAGGGAUAGGGAAAGGAGGCAUAGAGUUGAUAGGGAUAAUGGUAAUGAAAAGGAGAGGGAGAGAGGUCGUCGGAGUCGGUACGAGAAUGAUUCAGACGAGGAGCAUGAUAGGAAGCGGAAUUGGGAUAGGGAAAGGAGGCAUAGGGUUGAUAGGGACGGCGAUCAUGAGAAGGAGAGGGAUCGGCGCGGUGACGAGGAUAGAAGGAGGAAUGGGGAGAGGGGCCAACGAGUUGAAAAGAAUGGUGACAAUGCGAGAGAAGAGAGUAGGAAGAAAGAGGAAGAACAUGCGGUGAUACCGGAACUCAAUGGGGAUGCAUCUAAGUUAGGGAAAAGUGGCGGUGUUUACAUUCCACCUUUUAAGUUAGCAAGGAUGAUGAAAGAAGUUGAUGAUAAAAGUAGUCCUGAGUAUCAACGCCUGACUUGGGAUGCUCUAAGAAAGAGUAUAAAUGGGCUGGUAAACAAGGUCAAUGCUGCCAACAUUAAGAAUAUAAUUCCGGAAUUGUUUGCUGAGAACUUGAUUCGGGGAAGAGGGCUCUUCUGUAGGUCUUGUAUGAAGUCUCAGAUGGCAUCUCCUGGGUUUACCGAUGUGUUUUCCGCAUUGGUUGCUGUUGUCAACACUAAAUUUCCUGAAGUUGGGGAUCUUUUGCUUAGAAGGAUUGUUCUGCAGCUAAAAAGAGCGUAUAAGCGGAAUGACAAGCCUCAAUUACUUGCUGCUGUUAAGUUUGUAGCACAUCUGGUGAAUCAGCAAGUGGCUCAUGAGAUCAUUGCGCUAGAGCUGCUCACGGUUUUGCUCGAGAAGCCAACCGAUGACAGUGUUGAAGUAGCUGUUGGUUUUGUCACAGAAUGUGGUUCAAUACUGCAGGAUCUCUCACCUAGAGGACUUCAUGGCAUCUUUGAGCGUUUCCGGGGAAUUCUUCAUGAAGGAGAAAUCGACAAACGUGUUCAAUUUCUGAUUGAAGGCUUAUUUGCAAUAAGAAGGGCAAAGUUUCAGGGCUAUCCAGCUGUUCGGCCUGAAUUAGACCUCGUGGAGCAGGAAGAUCAGUUAACUCAUGAAGUUUCCUUGGAUGAGGAAAUCAAUGCCGAGACUUCCCUCGAUAUAUUCAAACCUGACCCCAAUUAUAUGGAGAAUGAAAAACGUUAUGAAGAGUUGAAGAAAUCCCUGCUGGGUGAGGAAGAGGAAUCAGAGGGAGAUGAUGAAGGCUCGGAUGCUGAAUCAGAUGAAGAUGAUGAAUCUGAUGAAGAGAACGAGGAAAAUUUUGAGGAAGCUGGUCAUAAGCUUCUCAAAAUCCAUCUCGAGCCAGGUCAAGAGAUGGAAUUGUGCAUUAUGCUUUUGGAAUGUUGCAGCCAAGAAAGAACUUACCUCCGAUAUUACGGUCUUCUGGGCCAGCGAUUCUGCAUGAUUAACAAAGUGCAUCAAGAAAAUUUUGAGACAUGCUUUGUGCAACAAUAUUCCAUGAUCCAUCGACUUGAAACAAACAAACUGCGAAAUGUGGCAAAAUUUUUUGCUCAUUUGCUUGGGACAUUUGCUCUGCCUUGGCACGUCUUAUCAUACAUUCGCUUGACUGAAGAGGACACAACUUCUUCUUCACGUAUAUUUAUUAAGAUUCUCUUCCAGGAAUUGUCAGAGCAUCUUGGCAUUCGGUUGUUAAAUGAGCGGUUAAAUGAUCCAACAAUGCAGGACUCUUUUGAAUCCAUAUUUCCCAAAGAUAAUCCUAAAAACACACGAUUCUGCAUUAACUUCUUCACAUCCAUUGGACUUGGUGGUCUUACUGAGAAUCUACGUGAGUAUUUGAAAAAUAUGCCACGUCUGAUCAUGCAACAACAGAAGCAAGUUCUGGAUUCUGACUCAGAUAAGGAAUCUGCAAGCUCCGGUUCAUCAGAUUCGGGAUCCAGUUCUGAGUCAGAGUCUGACUCGGCAAGUUCUGAUGAAAGUGAUAGAAAAAGAAGUAAGCGUAGAAGAAAAUAA